GGCGGAUCAUCGGAGUGAUCGCAUGCUGGAGGACGGGGUGAGACUGGCAUCUACAUGCAGAAAGGAGGCGAGUUUGUGACGUGGGGUUCAGGGAUGGACCCAGCAUCGGGAUCUGAUGCGCAAGUGUGGUAUAUGCGCAAGUGCUCUGGAACUGACGCCGCUGCCUGUUUGGGCGACGGCAGCGCCUGGACGUCUACCACCAGUGCGCUGCUCUCGGGGGACGUGGUGGCGUGGCACAACAAGCAAUCAGGCCAUGUGUAUGACUGUGCACAUGGGGGGUGCACCGAUAAGCCCUACCCGCCGCCGAGCGGACACUGGGGAACACCGUACCGCAUCAUCAAGUUAUCCAGUGGUUCAGCUGUCAGCGAUGGUACUCCGAUUUAUUUAGGUGACGAGGUGUAUUACUACGGUAUGCAAUACAGUGUUUUCACGUCGUCUCACAUUAUCGGCUGCGGAGAUUCGUAUUGCACUGGUUCGUCGUCAAAUACAAUCAGCGGGAACACGUUCAAGCUGUGUAGCUCCUACGAAUGCCCCGACGCCCUGCUGCCGGAGACUGGCAUCUACAUGCAGAAAGGAGGCGAGUUUGUUACGUGGGGUUCAGGGAUGGACCCAGCAUCGGGAUCUGAUGCGCAAGUGUGGUAUAUGCGCAAGUGCUCUGGAACUGACGCCGCUGCCUGUUUGGGCGACGGCAGCGCCUGGACGUCUACCACCAGUGCGCUGCUCUCGGGGGACGUGGUGGCGUGGCACAACAAGCAAUCAGGCCAUGUGUAUGACUGUGCACAUGGGGGGUGCACCGAUAAGCCCUACCCGCCGCCGAGCGGACACUGGGGAACACCGUACCGCAUCAUCAAGUUAUCCAGUGGUUCAGCUGUCAGCGAUGGUACUCCGAUUUAUUUAGGUGACGAGGUGUAUUACUACGGUAUGCAAUACAGUGUUUUCACGUCGUCUCACAUUAUCGGCUGCGGAGAUUCGUAUUGCACUGGUUCGUCGUCAAAUACAAUCAGCGGGAACACGUUCAAGCUGUGUAGCUCCUACGAAUGCCCCGACGCCCUGCUGCCGGAGACUGGCAUCUACAUGCAGAAAGGAGGCGAGUUUGUUACGUGGGGUUCAGGGAUGGACCCAGCAUCGGGAUCUGAUGCGCAAGUGUGGUAUAUGCGCAAGUGCUCUGGAACUGACGCCGCUGCCUGUUUGGGCGACGGCAGCGCCUGGACGUCUACCACCAGUGCGCUGCUCUCGGGGGACGUGGUGGCGUGGCACAACAAGCAAUCAGGCCAUGUGUAUGACUGUGCACAUGGGGGGUGCACCGAUAAGCCCUACCCGCCGCCGAGCGGACACUGGGGAACACCGUACCGCAUCAUCAAGUUAUCCAGUGGUUCAGCUGUCAGCGAUGGUACUCCGAUUUAUUUAGGUGACGAGGUGUAUUACUACGGUAUGCAAUACAGUGUUUUCACGUCGUCUCACAUUAUCGGCUGCGGAGAUUCGUAUUGCACUGGUUCGUCGUCAAAUACAAUCAGCGGGAACACGUUCAAGCUGUGUAGCUCCUACGAAUGCGCCGACACAUCCACGGCCAGCCCCACGUCCAGCCCCACGGCCAGCCCAACGGCCAGUCCGACUGCCAGCCCAACGGCCAGCCCCACGGCCAGCCCCACGGCCAGCCCGACGGCGAGCCCGACCGCGAGCCCGACGGCCAGCCCCACGGCAAGCCCGACCCCGAGCCCGACGGCCAGCCCCACGGUGAGCGCGACAGGUGAUCCUCACCUCACCAACCUGUUCGGACAGCGAUUCGACCUCCACAGGGAGGGAUGGCACACGCUGGUGCGGAUUCCGCGGGGCGCCCAGCGCAAUGCCGCCCUUCUAAGCGUCGAGGCGGAGGCGCGGCAGAUGGGCGCGGCGUGCGCGGACGUGUACUUCCAGUCGGUGAACCUUACGGGAACAUGGGUUCGCACCAAGGGCCGUGUCUUCAGCGCCAACAGUGUCGCCAAGAAGAAGCACCCGCGUUGGUUGCGAUACGGCAAGGUGGAGUUGAAGGUCGUGCAUGGCCACACCAAGAGUGGCAUCGUCUACCUGAAUGUAUUCGUACGCAAUUUGAAGCGUGCAGGCUAUGUCGUGGGCGGCAUCCUCGGCAUGGACGACCACACCGCGGCGGUCGCGCCCAGUCAGAAGUGCCGGAACACGAUCAGCUUGUAGACGGGCCUGAGAACGCCUCCACCACAUCAGUCGAUUUUGAGUGUGGAGGGCGUGCGUGUGUCUUUUGUGUUCUGAGACGAUCAGAGCCUGAAUGCUGGCAAUAAUCCGUUCACGAUAUUGUGGUGCCAGCUGUAAGAAAAAGCCUGAAGCAUACGUUCACCCACUGCUGCGUCGUGCUUCCAUAUUAUGCUCAGUUCUUCUCUUCUGGGUUGGGGCCCAUGUCGAGGAUGAGAUCCUCCCGACCUGUCCCGGGCGUCGUCGUCGUCGUCGUCGUCGUCGUCGUCGUCGUCGUCGUCGUCGUCGUCGUC
Molecule: messenger RNA, 2495 nt
Organism: Prorocentrum cordatum
Lineage: Eukaryota; Dinophyceae; Prorocentrales; Prorocentraceae
Source: the annotation of a GenBank genome assembly